AUGUCAGCUGUGAGCAACAUUUUCCGCUCAGUACCUCCAUGAUGCUACAUCCCAUGCUGACACUCACACGCGCUUCCUUCGUGCGCGCAGCCCGUCAAUCCAAAGCCUUUUCUGCAGCAACAGAUGGGCAAGCCCGUGCUGGUUCGUUUGAAGUGGGGCAUGGAGUACAAAGGGUUCUUGGUAUCUACGGAUAACUAUAUGAAUUUCCAAGUGGGUUCCCGCUCGCUCUGCGCUAGCUCUGGUUUACGCGGUCUGUUGAGAGCUGAUCGGUUGAGAUCACCGCUCCCUUUGCUUGCUCGUCCUCAGCUUCAAAAUACGGAAGAGUUCCAGGAUGGAAGGUCGAAUGGAAUGCUGGGUGAGGUCUUCAUCAGGUGAGCUGGGCUGCUCUUGUCUCCGCUGCAGCCAUAGGAUCUGCUUCUACAUCUCGCUGCAUCUCUCAUGGGGACGGAUAUCCUCAUUUGCGUUCAGUGGAUGCGGUUCAGUCCGAAGGGCUCGGCAUCGCUGAACAUCUUAUCUGCACCCUUCGCGACAGGUGCAAUAACGUCCUAUACCUGAGGGAGCUGGGAGAUGGCGGAUCAUAG
Ceraceosorus bombacis is the source of this 581-nucleotide messenger RNA. The record is from the annotation of a GenBank genome assembly. Lineage: Eukaryota; Fungi; Basidiomycota; Exobasidiomycetes; Ceraceosorales; Ceraceosoraceae.